This is a messenger RNA of Spinacia oleracea (spinach), 3822 nucleotides long. Its product is annotated as peroxisomal ATPase PEX1. The transcript has 17 exons. Gene Ontology annotation, biological process: protein import into peroxisome matrix. The record is from RefSeq and is a predicted model, not a curated record. Gene Ontology annotation, molecular function: ATP hydrolysis activity; ATP binding. Lineage: Eukaryota; Viridiplantae; Streptophyta; Magnoliopsida; Caryophyllales; Amaranthaceae. Gene Ontology annotation, cellular component: peroxisome; cytosol; peroxisomal membrane. Bases 60 to 3449 code for a protein of 1129 amino acids.
CCAUUGUCAAAAAAAAUAUAAUCAAAGUAAAGGAGAAACACAGAAGAGUGACAUCAAAAAUGGAGUUGGAAGUGCGAGUGGUGGCGGGAGUAGAGAACUGCCAUGUCUCACUCCCACUCUCUCUCCUCCAAACACUGGAAUCCACUCAUCCCGAUCAUCGCCUUCCCCAUUUCCUUCCUCUUCAGCUCCAUUCUCUCUCCUCUGACCGCCUUUGGCAUGUCGCCUGGUGCGGCUCUUCCUCUUCUUCUCCCGCCAUCGAGAUAGCUCAAGAAUUUGCUGCUUGUAUCGGUUUACCAGAUGGUACAAUAGUGCAAGUUCGAGCUCAUCCUAAUGUGCCCAAGGCUAGCCUUGUCACAAUCGAACCUGUUACUGAAGAUGACUGGGAAGUUGUUGAGCUCAACGCUCAGAGUGCUGAGGCUGCUAUCUUGAAUCAGGUACGGAUUAUCGAAGGAAAGAUGAGAUUUCCUUUGUGGUUGCAUGGCCAUCGAAUUGUUACGUUUACCGUGGUCUCACUGGUGCCUGAUAAAACUGUGGUGCAACUUGUGGCAGGAGCUGAAGUUGCUGUUGCACCAAAGAGGCGUAGAAAACCUGCUGAUCACAAAGACUCUUUAAAUGGAUCUCAAUCUUUCCAAAAGGUGCUUUUGCGUGUUCAAGAUCCAAAAAAGAGUUUGAUUCACGAUAGCCAUCUAAAAGGAGGGAUUGUGGGCAUUGAGCUAACAUCUAUAGCUUUAAUUCAUCCAGAAACAGCCAAAAUCUUUUUGUUUGACUCUCUUCAUGUAGUUGUCAUAAUGCCUAGACGACCUUCAAAGAAGAAAAUAGAUAAUUCUGGAAAUAAUAGUCUGAGGAAGCAGUUAUCUUCUUCUGCAAAGGAUCUUAGUGGUAAACUUACGACAGAGGAGAAUGAUUCUCGCUAUGCAAUAGUUCGCCUCGUAUUCUCCGAGUCUGUUGCUAAAGGACACAUCAUGCUUUCUCAAUCAUUGCGUCGCUAUCUGAGAGUAAGCUUUCACUCAUGGGUCCAUAUGCAAAGAUAUGCCAAUGAUCUGAAGAAAGAUGUUCCUUCAUUUUCUCUCUCCCCUUGUCAGUUUAUGCUGUUCCAAAAUAGCCAGGAUCCUCAAAACAAUAGUGCAGAGAUGCUUGAUGACAGUUUUAAUCUAGAAGAUAAACUUUCACUUCAUCAGUCUACUCGUGACAUGGGUGGGCCAGAUUGCUCAUCACAAGAGGAACUUGUCUCUACUCUUAUUGAUGGAUUAGCUGAUACUGCAAUUAAGGAGAGUGGUUUCCCUUCCAAUGCUAAAGAGAGAUUAAAGGGCCUCCUUUACUCCUGGAUAGUGGCUCAGUUUGAUGCUAUUACUUCAAUGGCUGGAGUAAAGGCUACUUCAUUGAUUUUGGGCCCUGCAACUUUUUUUCGCUUCAAAUUGACAACUAGUAGUUGUGUUUCUGAUGAUAAAUGGCAGUCAUCAACUGACUCUUUAAGGGAUGCAAGGAUGAUGUUGCAAUCAGUAAAUGAGAUCUUGUACGUGUUAAACGUUUCUGAUGAAUCUUUGCCUGGUCAAAAGUAUUGUGCUUAUGAGCUUCCGAUAGGAGAUCAGGUCACUAGUGUACAUGCUGUUUUGAGGGUAUUUUCUGAAAAUCUGAGCAUCGGCAGCUUUCUGUCGUAUGAGACUUGCAAAGACCAUGUCUUUAACCAAAUUACCGCUUCAACUAUGUCUUCUUUGAGUUGGAUGGGUAUUGCAGCUUCAGAUGUCAUUAAUAGGCUGACACUGCUGUUAUCUCCUGCCUGUGGGACAUGGCUUAGCAACCUCAACCUUCCAUUACCUGGUCAUGUCCUAGUGUAUGGUCCCCCUGGUUCUGGAAAAACAGUUUUAGCUUCAGCUGCUGCCAAAUCCCUAGAGGAAAACAAAGACAUCUUGGUGCACACUGUUUUUGUUCCUUGCUCUACAUUGGCUGUAGAAAAAGUCACGUCAAUCCGUCAAAUGCUAUGUGAUUAUUUAUCAGAUGCCCUGGAUAAUGCACCAUCUGUCGUCAUAUUUGAUGAUCUUGAUAGCAUUAUUUCGUCCUCGAGCGAUGCUGAAGGAUCUCAUACAUCUGCAUCUGUGGUUGCGCUUACGGAAUUUAUCACUGGGAUCAUGGAUGAAUAUGGGGAAAAGAGAAACCAGUCAUGUGGCCUUGGUCCUAUAGCAUUCAUAGCUUGUGUUCGUGCUCUCGAUAGCAUACCUCAGUCACUGAGUUCCUCAGGGAGGUUUGACUUUCACAUACAACUACCCGCUCCUUCUACCUCUGAACGUCUAGCUAUUUUGAAGCAUGAAAUUCAGAAACGUUCUUUACAAUGUUCAGAAAACGUGUUGCUAGAUGUAGCAGGGAAAUGUGAUGGAUAUGAUGCAUACGAUCUGGGUACAUUAGUUGAUAGGAGCGUUCAUGCAGCUAUUGGUCGUUUUUUGCCUUCUCACGAGGCCUUGGAAAGGGUAAACCCGAGCUUAAUUGCUGACGACUUUGCACAAGCUAGGCAAGAUUUCCUUCCCGUUUCCAUGCGUGAUAUUACCAAGUCACCAUCUGAAGGUGGUCAUGUUGGUUGGGAAGAUAUUGGUGGUCUAGGCGAUGUUCGAGAUGCCAUCAAAGAGAUGAUUGAACUACCUUCAAAAUUUCCAAAUAUUUUUGGUAAAUCUCCUUUAAGGAUGCGCUCAAAUGUUCUGUUAUAUGGCCCUCCCGGCUGCGGAAAGACUCAUUUUGUUGGGGCUGCCGCCGCUGCUUCUUCUCUCAGAUUUAUAUCGAUAAAAGGGCCUGAGCUGCUGAAUAAAUACAUUGGUGCAUCUGAACAAGCUGUUCGAGAUGUGUUCUCCAAAGCAGCAGCUGCUGCUCCAUGCCUUCUUUUCUUCGAUGAAUUUGAUUCCAUUGCCCCUAAGAGAGGGCAUGAUAACACUGGAGUCACUGAUCGUGUUGUUAAUCAGUUCUUAACUGAAUUAGAUGGUGUAGAAGUCUUAUCUGGAGUAUUUGUUUUUGCAGCGACAAGUAGACCUGAUUUACUUGAUGCUGCUUUGCUACGACCUGGUCGCCUGGAUCGCCUGCUGUUCUGUGAUUUUCCUUCUUUGCAUGACAGAUUAGAUAUUCUUACAGUUCUCUCUAGGAAGCUACCCUUGGCAGAUGAUGUUGAUUUGGGUGCAAUAGCAUAUGUGACUAAUGGAUUUAGUGGUGCGGAUCUUCAAGCUCUUCUUUCAGAUGCACAGUUAGCUGCAGUUCAGGAGCUUCUUGACAGUGGAUAUGAUGGCAAGUCAGGAGAAUCACCUGUAAUUACGGAUAAACUGCUGAAGUCUAUUGCUUCCAAGGCUAAACCAUCAGUGUCAGAGUCUGAGAAACAGAGACUGCAAGCUAUUUAUAACCAAUUCUUGGAUGCUAAAAGAUCAAUUGCUGCACAGUCUAAGGAUGCAAAAGGAAAAAGAGCAACAUUGGCAUGAUUAGAGACUUACUUCAGAUGACUUAAGACCAGCCAUUGGAACAAGCAGUAGCAUACUGUAUGUUUUGAAGGUUGUCGGGGCUGUGUAACUUACUGGUCUGUAUUUAGAAAAUCCAAUAGGGUGAGGUCUGUAUUCUCAUUCUGCCUGGGUUUGAACAAAUUUGUCAACAUUUGUCAUACUGAGCUUGAUUCAUGUUUCAUUUGAUACAUUGGUGCUGCUGUGUAUCUGAUCUGAAGUAGGGUUUCCGACUCAGACGACAACAUCUCAGCAUAUGUCAUAGAAAUCAGAAUCCAACCAAAUUGGCCAGUAGUUAAUGUUUUAAUUUUUGACUAUCUGCCGGGAUGUAAUGCAUAAAAAGCUAGGAUUCAACUUA